Molecule: messenger RNA, 1230 nt
Organism: Topomyia yanbarensis
Lineage: Eukaryota; Metazoa; Arthropoda; Insecta; Diptera; Culicidae
Gene: Osi6
Exons: 2
Coding region: 165-890 (241 amino acids)
Source: RefSeq, a predicted model, not a curated record
CAUCUGACAAGGCAAAUACAAAUCGCCAAUACAUCGCGAGUGGUGUGUGCAGACAAAAAUAGGCAGAAGAAAGGAAGUUUGUGUCCUUUUUUUGAAGUUUGGAGUUUUGGAUUGGUUCGGUGUUUUGACGCAGUCGCAACACCAGCAACAGUAGCAGCAGCAGCAUGAAGUUGAUAGUCUGUGUGUUAAGUUUGUGUGCCCUGGCGGCCGCCCAGGAUAGCUUCAAGGAAUGCCUGGAUAAGGAUUCGAUCUCCUGUGUGCAAAUGAUGUUCUACCGCAAAGCACGCGAGUUCUUCGACCAGCCCCAGAUCAGCCUCGCCGGGGGAUUGUCCUUCGUGAAAGCCGGUGGACGCGACUCGCGCUCCUUCAACACCGACAGUGCCAUGAUCGAGUCCGCCAACAACGUGGAAACGCGCGAGGAUGCCCUGGAGAACUACGUGGUCGAGCGUACGAAGAACUUCUUGCAGGAACGUUCGUUGAAUCUGGACAUGGCUAGCGCCGCCCGCAGCCUAUCGACCGUGAUCCCCGAGGACGUCAAGUCAUCGAUGCGAGCUCUAGUCUCCGAAGCUCGUGGUAAGAAGAAGAUCAUCAAGCAGCUGCUGCCAAUUCUCGGUAUCGUCAAGCUGAAGAUGGUCGGUCUGGCCUUGGUGGCCCUGCUCGGUAUUGCACUGAUCGCCAAGAAGGCUCUGCUCGUGUCCAUCAUCGCUUUGGUCCUGUCGAAAUUCCUGUUCCUGAAGAAACUGCUAUCCAAGAAGGAUGAUUCACAGAGUACCAGCUACCACGGUGCUUCCGCCGGAUGGUCCGAGUCCAGUGGCUACGGAGAUUAUGGAUCCCACAGUCAACCAGCUCAUUCGAUCGCUUACGCCGGUCACAAGCCUGCCCGAAAGUAAACAGGCGCCAUAUUGGAAGCGGUCAGCGCUUCGAACCAGGAAAAUCCCACACACACACACACUCAUACCAACGCUCACUGCGCUUACACACAUACAUCCACACAAACUCGGACAUUACCAAGAUGCGCAAAGCGAACGAAGAUAGAGAAUGAGACAAAUUAAUUUAUUGAAAUUAUUUAUUAUCAUGUUUUUGUUCGAGCGAUUAAUUUAUUGUUAGCAUUACGAGAAUCUUUCUACUGUUGCUGAGAUUGUUUUGUUUUCGUGUUUAGGAUCUUUUUCUCUCUCGACUAAUCAAAUACUUCAUCAUCCGCAUUUGCACCGUAUUCCUGACGGGGUGCUU